This is a messenger RNA of Penicilliopsis zonata CBS 506.65, 1467 nucleotides long. RefSeq lists its product as hypothetical. The transcript has 2 exons. Gene Ontology annotation, cellular component: cytoplasm. Gene Ontology annotation, molecular function: calcium-dependent phospholipid binding; calcium ion binding. NCBI's taxonomy places the organism in Eukaryota, Fungi, Ascomycota, Eurotiomycetes, Eurotiales, Aspergillaceae. The record is from RefSeq and is a predicted model, not a curated record. The coding region runs from base 120 to 1430 and encodes 436 amino acids.
GACAUCCGAAAGUAUGAGGGAUUCAAGUUGCCUUGCGCUGGAUAUAUUAUGGACGUUUCUGUCAGUCAGUCAGCCAUUGCCUGUUGAACUUACCAACUACAGACAGCUACAGAACAGACAUGUCUUAUCAAGGAUACCCAAAUCAACCUCCUUAUCCUCAACAAGGAUACCCAAACUACCCUCCAUACCCUCAGCAGCCAUAUGGAGCUCCGUCGCAAGGCUACUACCCCCCUCAAGAUCACUACGCACGGGGAUCGCCUUCUCCAGGCGGCUAUUACGGCCCUCCCAGACAAGGAUACCCUCAACCGCCUCAGCCGCCUCAGCCGCCUCAACCGUUUGGUAACCAAGGAUAUCCUCCUGGUCCAGGGCCUUCCGGACCAUACGGAUAUCCCGGACAACAAUAUGGACCUCUGCAACAACAAUACGGGCCUCCCCCCCCACAGCAGAUCGCCCUGCCUUCGCUAGGCUACAUCCCCGGGCGAGUUGCACCAGGGGAUUUCCGCCCACAGGCCGACGCCCUCCGCAAAGCGAUGAAGGGCUUCGGGACAGACGAAAAAGCGCUGAUCAGCACUCUCGCGCCGCUCGACCCGUUACAAGUAGCCGCCGUGCGGGCGACGUACUCGCAGCAUAUCCGGCGCGAUCUAUACCAAGACGUGAAAUCCGAGACGAGCGGACACUUCCGGCGCGGGUUAUUGGAGAUCCUCGAGGGACCGUUACAGCAGGACAUUGUAUCCGCGCGCGAGGCCGUGCAAGGGAUCGGCACCAAGGAAUGGCUGCUGAACGACGUGCUCCUGGGCCGGAGCAACGCAGACCUCCACGCCAUCAAGACCGGGUAUCAAGCGAAAUACGGCCGAUCGCUUCUUCGCGACGUAUCGGAUGAUCUCUCCUUCAAGACGCGCGAUCUCUUUGCCGCAGUACUCCAAGCUCAAAGACAUGAAGAGUACUUCAAUAAUAACAACCCCUCCCUUCCUCCUUCAGAGAUAGACCGCGAGGCACGCGCCAUCCACAACGCCACCUCAGGAAGGAUAGUGAAUGAUGUGUCAGAAGUGUGCGGCGUGUUCGCCCGCAGCUCGGACACCGAGCUACGCUCCAUCGCCCACUGCUUCCAUUCCCUCUACCAUACCAGUCUGGAGAAACAUGUCGAGAAACAGUUCUCGGGACACAUGCAGGAUGCCCUGCUGUACAUGCUCCGCACGGCGAUGGACCGGGCCCUCCGCGACGCGGACGGGUUGGAAGACUGCAUGCGUGGCAUGGGGACGCACGACGACAUGCUCGUCUCCCGCGUGGUCCGUGUGCAUUGGGACCGCCAGCAUUGCGAGCGGGUCAAGGCCGCGUAUCGCGCGAAAUAUAAGACUGACCUUGUUGAUAGAGUGAGGGGGGAGACCUCGGGUGAUUACCAGCGUUUACUUAUUGCUCUACUUACUUACUAGUACGGAGUACAUUUUUUGUAUACCUAGGUACUUAGUU